Messenger RNA from Echinostoma caproni, 723 nucleotides. The record is from the annotation of a GenBank genome assembly. NCBI's taxonomy places the organism in Eukaryota, Metazoa, Platyhelminthes, Trematoda, Plagiorchiida, Echinostomatidae.
AUGAAAUCAAGUAUCAUAAAAUUGUUGCUUAUUACUUUCUGUAUCAGCGAUAUCGUCGCUGAGAAUUGUGAAGAGGUUACGGCGUCUGCGGAUGCAAAGAGCCUCGUUGUAAAAGGCAGUGGCAGUGGCUGCCAGUACCGUGUCAAAUCGGAUUCAGAUAAACCGGUGAAGGUCUACGUCAACGAUACGAGUGGAACUAAUUGUGUGAAGGUGACUAGUGGAGAUCAAUCCCAAACUCUGUGUCCAAAAGGUUCUUCGACUGCUUUCACAUCCACCUCGGCGAUUGAUAUCCAUCAGGAUCAGGUGGUGAGGGAGGAAAAGGAGGGAGUCAANACUCUGUGUCCAAAAGGUACUUCGACUGCUUUCACAUCCACCUCGGCGAUCGAUGUGAGUGCGGACACCGUCAGAACCAGUACAGCCGCUGCUACAACUACAGUAACACCUACAACUUCGCAAGCUCCAAAUCCACCAACAUCAGAUGCUGGGGGGGAACCAGAAGGUACUCACAAAGAUGAAAGACCAUCAAUGAAACCAACGGGAUCCCAGAGUGCGGAAAAGAAAGAAAGCGGUGAAUCGGAAAAUCAUAGCGGGGAAUCGGUGGACAUGUCACCAAAGGUCGCCGCGGCUGUUCCUGCUAUUAGUCAGCUAAAAAGGCACGCCAGAGAAACGCCAAACAUCACUGGAUCUGACGACGUGAUUGUAUAUUACAUGUUGGGUGAGUAA